AUGGUGGAUCUUUGUGAAGAAAUUGAAGCAUACCCUUUAAGCCCUACAAGCUCAGACCUUUCAGAGGGGCCUGAAAAUGAAGAUAUUAGCUAUGAUGAUCUCAAGAAACGCAUGUGGAGGGACCGGAUUCAUUUACAAAAGCUCAAAGAUCAGAGAAGGGAUGACAUCAAUAAUCAAGAGCCAGGAGCAUCAAAAGGGGUGGAAGAAAUGUCGAAAAGGAAGAAAAUGGCAAGAGCUCAAGACUCCAUUCUCAAAUACAUGGUGAAGAUCAUGGAGGUUUGUGAUGCUCGAGGCUUUGUUUAUGGUAUUGUUCCCGAUAAAGGCAAAGCUGUGACUGGAUCAAGCGAAAGUCUGCGGGAAUGGUGGAAAGAAAAAGUGAAGUUCGACCAAAAUGCGCCAAGUGCCAUAACCGAAUUCUUACCAAAAAUCCUCGAAGAAGCCCUUGUGAAUUUGACCCAAAGUGCUCUCCGAAUUACACCAUCUGAAGAAGAAGAAGAAGUAGGAGAAAAUGAUGAUGGAGGGAUUAUUGACUUGGAUAAAGUUGAGGAUGGUGGUGGUGAGAAAAGGAAAUGCACUUUUGAUAGGGAGAUUAUAGUGGAUGCUUUGUUUGCUUGCCAAUUUUUAGACUGCCCACGAAGCCAUCUAGAAAAGGGAUUUUCCGACAAGAAUUUGAGGACGGAGCAUGAAUCAAACUGUGCUUAUGGAGGAGACAUUGUGAAUGAAGAUGCAAAUACUAAUUAUUUUGGUCAUGGAGGAGCUAGUGAAAUUGUUGGGGAGAGAAGCGCAAAUCAACCAGAUUGGAUGGAUUUGUUGGUUGCGAGAAAUGAUGAAUCAAAUGAUGAUGUUCAAUAUCGGAAUUAUUGGGAAGAAGAUCAUCAUGAGAUUGAUCACCAUCAUCAGCAGCAGCUUAUAAGGUUGGGUGAAAGUACAUAUGAGGAUAACAUGGAUUUGAAUGUGAUUCCAUCACACCAACAAAACUUGGAUCAUAAUAUUCCCCAAGAAGUACUUCUUCAUGCACCUUCAAUUUGGGAUUUGGCAUAUGAAGAGGAAUAUUCACCUUAAUGAGUACAUUUUUCUUCAUUUGUUACACUCCCAAAGGUUAGAGUCUUAGAGAUUAGUCUUUCUUCUUCUUCUUUACAUAUAUUAUUUUAUCUAUCUUUUUUCUCUAAUUUGUUUUAGUGUUUUUUUUUUUAAUCUCUUCUUUCCUGGUUGCCUGAAGAGAUAGAGUGGAG
This is a messenger RNA of Oldenlandia corymbosa var. corymbosa, 1232 nucleotides long. The record is from the annotation of a GenBank genome assembly. Lineage: Eukaryota; Viridiplantae; Streptophyta; Magnoliopsida; Gentianales; Rubiaceae.